AAAAAUAGCGAUCACAUUGUGCUAAUUAAAAUCAGCUGUUAUGUGCAGAAAAGUGCGCAUUUAAAGCAAAAUGAGUUUUUUGAAACAUCUAAAUUCAAGAUUGAGUUAUUUUGCUCAAAUUGGGAAACGCAUGUUCAGUUCGUCCCACUGCAAAAAUGAAAAGCCAAUAUUGUACUCAUAUUGCCUCAGUUCAUGCUCAUGGCGAGUACGUAUUGCGUUGGGGCUGAAAAAUAUUUCAUAUGACCUUAAACCAACUAGCUUGCUCAAGACGGAUGCAGUUCACAGCUAUACUCCUGAGUAUCGGGAAUUGAAUCCAAUGCAGCAAGUGCCGGUGCUUCAAAUUGAUGGGCAAACGCUUUGCGAUUCUGUGGCGAUAAUGCACUAUCUGGAAGAGACUCGAAAGGACACCUUGAUAUUGCCACAGAAUCCGCAAGGUCGAGCCAAAGUGCGUGAAAUAGUUGAAAUAAUAUGCUCUGGUAUUCAACCUCUUCAAAAUCGCCUUGUAUUGGCUCACCUAGGUAAAGAAAAAAGCAUCGAAUGGGCCCAGCAUUGGAUAACCCGCGGAUUCACAGGACUGGAAACGGUAUUGUCGUCGUCAUCUGGAAGAUAUUGUGUCGGUGAUGAGAUCUCCAUGGCUGAUUGUUGCCUUGUCCCACAAGUGUUCAAUGCCAGACGAUAUCAUGUAAAUUUGGAUCCCUAUCCAACAAUUUUGAGAAUCAAUGCAAAUUUAGAAAGCGAACAAGUUGUCAUUGACAGUCACCCACGCAAACAACCAGACUAUCCAAAAAAUAGUUUGAAAGACCCAUACAACUGUUAAAUGUUUUUUACUGAUUGUGAUUGUAUAGUAGUUAUAUUCAAUGAGGUUUACAGAUAAAGCUAAAUUAAAAAUCAACUGCAAAUAAAUUCCGAUAUAAAAGUCACAAGUCAA
Molecule: messenger RNA, 928 nt
Organism: Drosophila albomicans
Lineage: Eukaryota; Metazoa; Arthropoda; Insecta; Diptera; Drosophilidae
Product: probable maleylacetoacetate isomerase 2
Exons: 3
Coding region: 71-817 (248 amino acids)
Biological process (GO): L-phenylalanine catabolic process; glutathione metabolic process
Cellular component (GO): mitochondrion; cytoplasm
Molecular function (GO): maleylacetoacetate isomerase activity; glutathione transferase activity
Source: RefSeq, a predicted model, not a curated record